Myxocyprinus asiaticus (Chinese sucker) is the source of this 6160-nucleotide messenger RNA. RefSeq names its product regulator of G-protein signaling 17-like. NCBI's taxonomy places the organism in Eukaryota, Metazoa, Chordata, Actinopteri, Cypriniformes, Catostomidae. The record is from RefSeq and is a predicted model, not a curated record. The transcript is spliced from 6 exons. The coding region runs from base 250 to 912 and encodes 220 amino acids.
CUCUCCUUCAGAGAGAUAAAAAGGAAGUAGAGAUUUUGGCCAUAGCAGACUCAGCAGUGCCUUUUGUUCCCUACUAAGUCACAAACCCUUCUCCAAAAGCUCCGUAGAUGUUAGCCGACAGUCCAGGAAUGUUUACCUCCCCAAACUUGGAAUGAGAGGUCCGCGGUCUGCAGGGGGAUGACAUGCAUGUGUCCAGGCAUUUAACAUCAUUGAGGAUUUUAAGACUAGCAGGCUGCCCUCUGCCAAGCCAUGAUGGACAUUCUGUACACAGGCCCUGUCCCGGCAGACCGCGAGUCUCCGAUGGCGGGGAGCGAGACAUCCCCCAGCCAUGCCCAGCAUCCCUCCCCCACACAGAAACCCAACACCUGCUGCUUCUGCUGGUGCUGCUGCUGUAGCUGCUCAUGUCUCACUGUUAGGAGUGAAGAUGCCAAGCGCGGGCGGAGGAAAGCCCAGGAGACAAGGCUGGAGCCCUUUCCAUGUGAAACUUGCACCAAACCAACGGUGGAAGAUAUAAAACAGUGGUCGCAGUCUUUUGAUAAGCUGAUGAAGAACCCGGCGGGGCGGAACAAGUUCCGUGAGUUCCUGCGGACAGAGUACAGCGAGGAGAACAUGCUCUUCUGGCUGGCCUGCGAGGACCUGAAGAAGGAGAUCAACAAGAGCGCCAUCGAGGAGAAAGCGUGUGUGAUCUAUGAAGACUACAUCUCCAUCCUCUCACCCAAAGAGGUGAGUCUGGACUCCCGAGUGAGGGAAGUGAUCAACAGGAGGAUGCAGGAUCCAACCCCUCACAUAUUUGAGGAUGCACAGCUGCAGAUCUACACUCUCAUGCACAGAGACUCCUACCCACGUUUUCUCAACUCCUCCAUCUACAGAUCACUGGUGCAGGGGGGGUCACGCUCCUCAUCUGAGUCAUAGUCCCCCUCUCUUUCUCAUCCGUCUCUCCCUCUGUCUCACAUUCUGUCCAACCAUCCUUCUGUUUCUCCCCAUUUCUCUCGAUCUCUCUCCAUUGCACAAUCACUCAAGGAGAAAGUACUCCUUUUUUGUGUGUCAUUAUGGUUGGAUAAUUUUUUCCGUUGGUCAGUUGUCCUCUUUAAUUUUUGAGGGAAUCCCUCAUUUUUUGGUGUUUCUCCUGAAUCUGCACAGACUGAAACUUGAAGACACAGGGUUGAUUUCAUCCUUUUUCCCUGUACCAUCAUUCCAAGUGUAUGAGGCAGCAGCAUCAACUACUGAUUUACACAGCCAUCUUUUGACUUUUUUUCAUCAAACAUGUUUUUCUUGUCUUCUAACGUCUCUAGUUGAAGAGAGCUGAGAGGGCCUCUGCAAUAAGAUACACUGGAGUGGCCUGACCAAUCUGCGCCUCUCUCCUCAAUCCUGUCCACUGUCUCUGUGCUUUGAUUGGCUCUCUGAGGUGAGGGGCUGAGUGGUGAUUGGCUGGCUAAUUGUAAAGAGAGGAACAGCACUUUUUCCAGGUGCAAAACAAUUAGGUAAAAAAUAAUAGUUAGAGUACUAAUCAAUUUACAGACCCAGGCAGAAUCUGAUGACCUUUUUUGUAUUUUAUGCAUUGAAUUUAAAAAUGGUAAAAUGUGUUAAAUAGAGUACUAUAUUCUUAUUGGUAGCUGAACGCAUUUCACAUUAGCUAAUUUAUUUAACAAACAAAAUUGUAUGGGGCACCAGAUGUGUAAAAUGUUAUACAUGACGGACAUUCCGAUUGGUACAGAUUCCAUAUGGGCCUGAUAAUUUCUAAUAACUGAUAUCAAUAAGAUGAGAAAGGGGAGGACCACCAAUUUUAGAUAAAUAAAAAAAAAAAAAUAAAAAUAAACAUGAGAGAAUGCCAAGGUCUUAAUUAGACUGGUCACUCAAACACAUUUCAAAAUGAGUAUUUUUAAUGUUAUUUAUUUUUUCAUUAAACUGUGAUUUCUGUGUUUAUGUCUGUUUUUGUCAGAAAUACUUUUUGUAAGAGACACUAAAGUAUCAGAACAGAACCAACAGAUUUUAGGAAUCACAGGCACAAGACGUACUAUUUAAAGGUGCACUUAGUCAUUUUUUUCCUCCAUUAAAAAAGUUUAACUCCUAAAGACUUGAAUUGUAAUUUUGCAAUAUAUUUAGGAAAUCAUGACCACUCAUAUAUAUAAAAUAUGUUUUAUUCUACAUGGAGAGGGUCUGCACAUGGGGGCUGCCAUGUUAGAAUCACAUGACCAGCCAAAUAUUAUUCGCAGUCCUGUUAUUUGACACUUUCACUCAUUGAUUAAAGUAAUCAUGGCUGAUUGUGAAUACUAAAUUUCUACAAAGGCAUCUGAAACUGAAAACUAUUGAUUUAAAAUGAUGCUGUAACCAAGCCGCUAGGUGUCAGUGUCAGUCCAAGAUGACACAAAGACAAAAGUUACUGAGUGCACCUGUAAAAGAUUAUGCGCAUUAUAAUGUUUUUUUUUGUUUGUUUGUUUUUUUUUGGCUAAAUUAAAAGAGCAAUUCUCUGAAACAUAAGAUAAUCUAUUGCCACUUUUAUACAGGACACCUGAUAAAUUGCAGUAAAAUUGCUGUAUUUACCUUUUCCAAUAAAUGUAUCACAUCUGCUAUUUACACAUGCAGUAGCUUUCCAUAUUUGAUCUGUUUUGCUACCAUUCUCACAUCAGCACCAAAAUGCCAUUUAAAUGUCAGAAAUGUCGGAAAUGCCCUGCUUAGAUAGAGAGAAGGGAUAAAUUUGAAAUCGCAUGCUACCAUAAUACACUUACUAUUUCUGAUGUAUACAGAAUGUAGCCAAGCUCUUUCAUUUCACUGUCUGUUCAAUUUGACAAGAUAUCUGUCCAUAAUGUGAUCCUGAUUUUCAAAUCUUGCAUCACAGGUACACCAUUAAUAUACAUCUUUCUAUCAUGGUAAAAUACAUAGAAAGGUGUUUUUCUACACCUUUGUCUUUAAACUCUGUAUGUGUUUUUAAGGGGACCAAAUCUCCUACAAUAUUUGUCAGCAUUAGCAAAUAAGAAAAAGCACUGUGUGAGUUUUAUAUACAGUAUUAUACAGGUACCCUUACAAAGAAGCCAUUAACUAUUAUAAAACCCCAUUUUAAGACAAGAAAUCAAAAUAGUCUCUGUUCAUUUAUUUACACCCUUACUGGUAUUAUGCUGCAUUAUUAAAAUGCUGAUUUUAAAUGUUUUCUGGGCAAAAUACAAAGCACAUAUCAUUUUCACUUAGGAACAUUUCAGUUAUGUGAUGUCACACAUUUCAAGUUUAAUGCUCAGAUAGUGAAACAGUUUCAGUGUUACACAUGCACUCAUGCUAAAACUUAAUUGAAGGCAUUCUAAGUUGACAUACAGUGACUUUUAAAGGGAUUGUUCACCCCAGAAUAAAAACUUAUUGUUCCAAACUUGUAUGACUUUCUUUUUUCCAUGGAACACACAAGAAAAUUUGCUGAAAGUUAUCAUCAGUCACCAUUAACUUUCAUCAUUUAAAAAUGAAUGGUGACUGAGAGUGUCAUUCUGCCUUACAUCUCAUUUUGUGUUCCACGAAUGAAAGGAAAUCAAGGUUUGGAACAUCAUGAGGCUUAGUUUAUAACAAUUUUCAUUUUUGGGUUAACUAUUCCUUUUAACCAGCUAGAUAUUAAGAAUAUAGAGAGAGGGAGAUGAUAGUGGAAUUGGUUGAAUUGGUGUUAACACUGUGCGCUCAAAUAUUUUUUUUAUCUAAACAUUUCAUAAUGUGAAUCUGAAAGCCAAUCAGUACUGUGCAAGAGGGUCCACACAAUAGCAGAGACUUUCCAGUGUGGAUUUUAUUAUAUCAUUUGUCUUAUGUUAGCACUGAUCUAAAUAUUGAUUAAUGAAUAGUAUGUGUAUAGAAUCUCGUGUCCUCAUUCACUGGAGGUUAGUAUUUCCUAUGAGCAUCAAUUCUUAAACAGUGGUGGUUUUAUGCUCCAUGUAGUUUGAGCAAACUGAUCUGAGACCAGUAGUUGAGAGAAUUCUCAAAACAUUUCAGAACUCUCAUUUCACAUUGAAAUGGGACAAAAGCAUCCACAUCCGCCUGGUACUUUCAGGAUUUUGUUAUUUGUAAAUAUACACAUUAGAGCAAAAUAUACAAAUCUAUAUUCAAAUAAGGAAGCUUAAAAUGCAGAUUUUCAGACAGUGACAAUGUAUAAGAUUUAGUUAUAUUUGGCAUUUUUGCCAAACAUAAUUUAGAGGAACUUCAUGUACUGUAGUACCUAAAAAAAAAAAAUUAAAAAAACGAGUGAUGCCUUUAUUUUAUUUUUUUAUUUCAUCGGUUGCAGUAUGCAUGAUGUACAUUUUUGAAUAUUUGUGUAAUAUAUGUGUGUAUAUGGGUAUAUAUGUACAUGAACUUAUAUUUAGUAUUGCUCUUGUUAUCCGACAUGAUGUGACCAGUCUAACUUAAGCCAGAUUUCUGAAUGUAUGGGAAUGUGUGUGUGUCUGGUCAAACAGUUAUGUAUAAGGUUAAGUGAACUGUAGUAAGACAAUGGGAGAGAGAUGUCAGUAUCAUUAGGGCCUUUGGAAGCACACUCUCAAUAUGAUAUUACACAAGGAUACGCACAGUUAAAUACAAUCUUAUUCUUUAAAUAAUAUACGCUUUAAAACACCGUAAAAGAGGGAAGUGUGCUGGUGGACCUCUCAGAGUUUCACAUCGCAUGUGCAAUUUGCGUUCACACUGAACGCAAUUAAAUUGCUGGAGGGUCGCCGAGUCACUGUACUGUACAACCACAGCAUAGUAUCAGAAGGCGGAUCACAUGGUCACACUGUCUCCACUCCCAUUGGUAGUCACUGCUCAUUUGCAUAACGUUAAACUUUGUCGCAUCCUCAAUGGUAACUGUUGCUUACGUUGCCUCAAAUUGCAAACUCGUCAAAAUGAAUGACUUCCUAUGGAUUUGUUGCUGCAAAUCACUGUCAGUGUGAAGGACAAAAUUCGAACACUCCUAGUAUAAUCUACAAAGCUGUCUAUACUGCAUGUGUGAAACAUUUAGAAAGCAAAAACAUUACAUUGAAAAGCACACUUGCAGUGUGGAAAGUUUUGCUGAUUGUAAUAGGUACUUUAUAUAACGUUAAACUCUGUGAAACUUUGUUGCAUCCUCAAUGGUUACCAUCGCUCAUGUCACCUCAAAUUGCCAACUCAUAAAAAAUCAACGACUUCAUGUUGCUUUGUCGCUGCAAAUCACUGUCAGUGGAACAUACAACACUAAACGAUGCAAUCAGGACACUCUUAUUAUGAUAAAUGGAGCUGUGUAUGCUGCAAGCUUUGAGAAGGCAAAAGAAUUCUUGCAUUAUGGACAGCUUUGUUAAUUAUAAACCUUCAGAAUGCAAAAACAGUACAUUGAAAAACACGCCUGCAGUGUGGACAGCUUUAUUGAUUAUAAUAGGUUCAUUCUUAUUUGUCGCAACAUAGCUGUCUACACUGCAAGUGUGCAAAACAUUCAGAACGCAAAACUGGUACGUCAAAAAGCACACUUCCGGGACAACUGCGUUGAUUUAUAGGUGCAUUCUUAUUUGUCGCAACAAAGCUGUCUACACUGCAAGUGUGCGAAACGUUCAGAACGUGAAAAUGGUAAAUUGAAAAACACGCUUGCAGUGUGGACAACUGUUGAUUAUAAUAGGUGCAUUCUAAUUUGUCGCAACAAAGAUGUCUACACUGCAAGUGGGUGAAAUGUUCAGAACGCAAAAAUGGUACAUCGAAAAGCAUGCUUGCAGGAUGACUUCGUCAAUUUUAAUAGGUGCAUUUUUAUUUGUCGCAACAAAGCUGUCUACACUGCAAGCAUGCAAAACAUUCAGAACGCAAAAACAGUACAUAGAAAAGCAUCCUUGCAUUGUGGACAACAUUGUCAAUUAUAAUAGGUGCAUUCUUAUUUGUCGCAACAUAGCUGCCUACACUGCAAGUGUGCAAAACAUUCAUAACGCAAAACUGGUACAUCAAAAAGCACGCUUCCAGAACAACAUCAUCGAUUUUAAUAGGCGCGUUCUUAUUUGUCGCAACAAAGCUGUCUACACGGCAAGCGUGCAAAACAUUCAGAAUGCAAAAACGUUACUUAGAAAAGCAUCCUUGCAUUGUGGACAGCUUUGUUAGUUAAAAUAGGUGCAUAGGUAAAAAAAAAAAAAAUAGGUGUUUUGCAGAGUGCGAAAACGGUAAAUAAAAAAAACACACUUGCAAUGUGGACAACUGUUGAUUAUAAUAGGUGCAU